Molecule: messenger RNA, 2751 nt
Organism: Rhodotorula graminis WP1
Lineage: Eukaryota; Fungi; Basidiomycota; Microbotryomycetes; Sporidiobolales; Sporidiobolaceae
Exons: 5
Coding region: 1-2751 (916 amino acids)
Biological process (GO): signal transduction
Molecular function (GO): protein binding
Source: RefSeq, a predicted model, not a curated record
AUGCUCGCCUCGAACGGCCACGGCGACCCGCCACCGCCGUACGCCCUCGACCUGCUCGCCCUCGACCCGGACCAAGUCCACCGCUUGUUCGCCGACCUCGGCUUCCCCCACUACCGCGACCAGCUCCAAGACCACGGCAUCUCGGGCGACGUCCUCAUCCACCUCGACCAUGCCGCCCUCAAGGACGUCGGUGUCCACUCGGUCGGCCAGCGCCUCGCCAUCCUCAAGGCCGUCUACGACCUCAAGGUCGCCCAGGACAUCCCCAUCGAGGACGGCCACUAUGUCCCGCCGUCCGAGGACCUCGACGGCGCAGGCCCGCUCCCGGCGUACCAGAUCCUCGGCCUCUUGUCGGAACGAGACGAGCGCAUCCAUCGCCUCGAGAGCGAGGUGCACAGCCUCCACUCGGCCCUCAUCAACCUGCGCGAGGACUCGCUCAACGUCGCGAGAGGUGGUGGGCCAUCGACCAAGCCGCGCCCAAGCGUCCGCUCCCCGACCGGCCUCGGCUUUGUCCACCCGCUCAGCAACUCGUCGACCCUGUCGCGCUCGUCGUCGACGCCCUCGCGCCCGCGCAACCCGCCGCCCGUCGUCGGCGCCUCGAGCACCCUCGCCCUGCCGCACCACGCAGGCGGCGGCGGCCUGCCCGACUCGCCCCACAGCCCUGUCGUCGACUCGCCGAGGACGUUGGGCGACUACCAGUCGCAGCAGCAGCAGCAGCAGCAGCAGCAGUACCCGCAGCACGGGCAGCAGUACCAGGUCGUGAACGGCCACGCGCUGCACGAUGGCGCCUCGACGGCGGCGACGGGCCCGCAGGCGCCGCACCUCCAGCCGGCCGAGAUCAGCAUCAGCGGCGUCGCGACACCUACCACCCCGACGGCGCCCAUGCUCAUCCACCCAGACUCGGGCGGCGGUGGUGGUGGGACGCCCAACUCGCACCUGCACCCGUCAUCCUCGUCGGCGUCCCGCAACGGCGCGUCCGACCCGUCCUUGUCGUCGUCGACCAACCCGACCACGUCGUCGUCGUCGUCGUCGCUGUCGCCCUCGGCGUCGACAUCCCGCACGCGCGAGGGCUCGUCGACCUCGACCUCGACCUCGGCCGACAACCCGUACCGCUCGUUCCGCGUCACGGUCGAGGACCCGUGCUACAAGGUGCUCCCGGCCGCGCUCAAAAAAUACAAGAUCAACGACGACUGGCGGCUGUACGCGCUCUUCAUCUGCUACGGCAACACGGAGCGGUGCCUCGCGUACGACGAGAAGCCCCUCCUCCUGUUCCAGAAGCUCAAAGAGUCGAACGACAACCCCGUCUUUAUGCUGCGGCACAUCAAGGACAUCAAGAGCCCGAUCGCGGUCGCGACGGCCAAGCACGCUGCGCGCAAGGACAAGCGCCCGGCGGGUAUCGGCGGCGGCGUCGAGCGCAGCUUGAUGGGCGUCAACCGCGACGGGACCGCAGCGCCCGGCGGCGCGUCGUCGGCCAUGGCGAUGGCGAACCCGGCCAACGGGCUCCAGGGCAACGCGCGCCCGACGAGGCUGCACCACCCGCCCGUGUUGCUCCCCGUCGGCAAGGACAAGGACAAGGACAAGGGCGACGAGGCGGGCGAGGGCGAGGGCGGCACGGACAAGAAGGACGAGGGUGGGGCAACGACGACGACGACGGGCAAGAAGGCCCAGGGGUACUGCAUCGCCAUCUACCCGUACCUCGCCGAGCGCGAGGACGAGUUCGACGUUGCCGUCGGCGACACGUUCGUCAUCCUGUCCAAGACCAAGGGCUGGUGGGUCGUCCACCGCGACCAAGCCUCGCCUUCGUCGUCCUCGAACCUGUCGUCGUCGACCUCGUCCAACCCGGACCCGUCGUCGUACUCGCCCUCGCCCGCGCCGAGAAAGUCGGCCUGGGUCCCCGCCGGGUGCCUCCUCGAAACGUCGGUCCCGCCUUUGUCGCUCUGUGGCGGCGCCGCAGCGGCAUCGUCGGGCGAGGCGUCGUCCCCCUCGGCGGCCAAGACGCCCACCUCGGCCACCUCGACCUCUGCCGGCGGGCCCUCUUCCUCCUCCUCCUCCACCACCCCGACGACAUCCGCCUCCUCGACAGCAGCCGCAGCCGGUGUCCCCGCGCACGAGGGCAACGCGGCGACCGUCCCGAUCCCGCCGUCGCUCGUCGUGUCCGUGUCGACGCCCGGCGUCGCCCUCAUGGACUACGUCCCUCGCGGCGCAGGCGAGCUCGAGGUGCGCAAGGGCGCGACGCUGCGCAUCCUCAAGCGCUACAACCACUGGAGCUACGCCGUCAAGGACGAUGGCGGCCGAGGCUGGCUCCCGAGCUGGUUCUGCGGCAGGGUCACAAAGACCGACUCGGCGGCGGCGGCGGCGGCAGCUGGAGCGGGAGCGGGAGCAGGAGCAGGAGCAGGAGCGGGCGGCAUGACGCCGUCGACGCCUGUCGCGCCCGAGUCGGGCCACGCUCCGCCGCCCUCCUCGGCGGCCGGCAGCGCCCCAGCGUCGUCGUCGUCCGCGCCGGCCGGCGGCUCGGGCAGCGCCACCAGCUCCGGCGGGAGCGCGACGCCCCGCCCUGCGACGGCGCCCGGCGGCGCGCCAAAGCCGCCGCUCAGCGUCAACGUGCCGCCGCUGCUGCCCGGCGCGAGCGGCGGGGCGCGCAGCGCCGGGGCGGCCAUGAUGCUCGAGCCGUCGACGGAGGAGGAGACGGGAGCACGAGGGAGCGGUGGCGGCGGCGGUACUGGUGCGCCGGCGGGCAAGGACCUGCAGGAGUGA